This is a messenger RNA of Raphanus sativus (radish), 1240 nucleotides long. RefSeq lists its product as uncharacterized. The transcript has a single exon. NCBI's taxonomy places the organism in Eukaryota, Viridiplantae, Streptophyta, Magnoliopsida, Brassicales, Brassicaceae. The record is from RefSeq and is a predicted model, not a curated record. Bases 13 to 1086 code for a protein of 357 amino acids.
UUCAUUCUCAAGAUGCCUUCACUACCAAAUGAGUUCAUCCCUUUUGCUGAUAAUACCAUGAACCAAAAUGAAUUUGUUCCCAUCCAGAUUAACCGAAAUGAGACCCGAACGGUUCGCUCAACGUUCGUUACUUCUCGAAACACAAACCAUUCCAAUUUGUUUUCUCCAUCUCAACCUUUUACUUCUUCGUACCAUGCUUCACAAGUCCAUUCAUCUACCUUAACAUUCAACAGUUCAAGCAUGGCUUAUCAGAGGAGAAGUAACAUGGUUUCUGCUGUGAGAAUGCCUCAAAUCUCAGGAUUUGUUAACCCUCGGUUUUCUCCAGUUUUUGCUUCUCCAACCAUCCCAAACAUGUAUCAUCAUGCUACUGUCCCGACCAAUAAUAUGGUCACUAGCCAAAAUGGUCAUGACCGUGGCCAACGUGUCAUAACUUCUGGUCAAACCGAUUGGAAUCACUCUCAAAAUGUUUUUGGUAAGGUCACUCCAACGAUCUCAAACAUGUACGAUCAUGUUAUGGUUCCGACCAAUAAUAUGGUCACUAGCCAAAAUGGUCAUGACCGUGGCAAACGUGUCAUAACUUCUGGUCAAACCGAUUGGAAUCACUCUCCAAAUGUUUUUGGUAAGGUCACUCCAACGAUCUCAAACAUGUACGAUCAUGUUAUGGUUCCGACCAAUAAUAUGGUCACUAGCCAAAAUGGCCAGGAACGUGUCAUAACUUCUGAUCCAACCAUUCACCCUCCAAAUGUUUUUAAUAACCAAUGGAAAACCUUUUACCCUGAACCUAUCGAUUACACCAAAGUCGACACAAGUGACAACGGUGGUGAAAACAAGUAUCGAACCCAAAGCAUACCAAAUGAAAAGUACGGUACAUAUACGUGUCCCAAGUGUCACAGUCCGUUUGAUAUUACACCAAUGAUAUCAGCUGCGCGUAUGGAGUUAGUUCAUGCUAGCAAUGAGACUAGCGAGGAUAAAGAGAAAGGACCUUCUGCAGAAACUAAAAAAAGGUCUCGUGAACAAAAUCAUCCAGAUGUCAAUGGUAAAGCUCGGAAGAUCGAAUCGGAUGACAACGUUCCAGAAGAAAGCUGAUGCUAUAGAGAUGAAAUAAGUGACUCUAAAACUAAUUAAUCAAAUAUCAUUUAAGUUAAGAAAUAUGUAUUUCGAAUUAAGCUUUUAAUAUUAAUGACUAUGUUUGUUUCAACUUAUGAUAUAUGUAAAAUAAAUAAAACUGAAUUUCUUUUUU